This is a messenger RNA of Phlebotomus papatasi, 851 nucleotides long. RefSeq names its product zinc metalloproteinase nas-4-like. The record is from RefSeq and is a predicted model, not a curated record. Gene Ontology annotation, biological process: proteolysis. The transcript has a single exon. NCBI's taxonomy places the organism in Eukaryota, Metazoa, Arthropoda, Insecta, Diptera, Psychodidae. Bases 1 to 786 code for a protein of 261 amino acids. Gene Ontology annotation, molecular function: metalloendopeptidase activity; zinc ion binding.
AUGAAGUGGAUUGUUCUGUGCUGUUUCUUUAUUACUACAUUAGCCAUUCCCUUAAACACUAAUAACGAUGGCUUUACUGGGCAGCCAAUUGAAGAGUUGGGUAAACAUUUUGAAGGAGACAUGGUCCUCACAGAUUUACAAAAAUUGCAGAUUUUUGAUUCAAUGACGGAUAGCCGAACAGGACGCCUCGAUCCGCGUUAUCGCUGGCCAAAUAAUAUUCUCUAUUAUGAAUAUGCCGAUCAUGUAAAUCAAGAGCAGAGAGAUUGGAUUGAUUCAGCUCUGAUGAACAUCACAGGACACACUUGUCUCAGUUUUGUUCCGCGUACUACUGAGACUGACUAUGUAUACGUGACCACUUCGAGCUCAGGAUGUUUCUCCAACGUUGGACGUAGUGGAGGGCGCCAGCAACUCAAUUUACAAAAUAACGUGCCAACACAAGGAUGCUUCCGGUUUGGCACAGUUGUCCAUGAAUUUAUCCAUGCAUUGGGCUUCCAUCAUUCCCAAGCAGCUUAUAAUAGAAAUGAUUAUGUAAUUAUCAAGUGGGAGAACAUUCAGUCCGGUACUGAGAACAAUUUUGUGCUGAGGGAUCGAACAACAACUACAAUGUAUGGUUUGGAUUAUGACUAUGGCAGCGUGAUGCAUUAUGGACCAACAGCAUUUAGUAUGAAUGGAGAACCUACAAUUGUGCCGAUUCAAUCAGGAGCAGUCAUCGGACAAAGAAUUGCAAUGAGUCCUUUGGAUAUUCAACGUCUCAACCGAAUGUAUGAUUGUCCGGAAGGACAAUGAUAAACUUGAACAUUGUAAUUUUUUUUAUUAAAAUACUUAAAAUAAAAUCAUGUGUAAAGUAAAAA